ACGGACGGGAGGGGAGGGGUCCAAAUUAAAACUCCAAAAUCCAUUCGAACAGCGAAGGAAAUUUGUUGGAAAAUUUUGAGAUUUGGAUUUUUGUUCUAGGAGAGGGGAAGGUUAGAAGAAGUUGAGAUCGGUGGAGAACUGGAGAUCGAGGGGAGAUGGAUCAGAUCAUGGGGAAAGUGGGCGGGUACUGGUUCAAGCAGAAUGCCGGCAAGGAGAUCAACAACAUCGGCGACGAUAUCAAUUCAAUCUCUAGCAGCAUUGGAGAUGGUGCCAAAUGGAUGGUCAACAAGAUCAAAGGGAAGAUGCAGAAGCCAUUGCCGGAGUUCCUCAAGGAGUACGACCUCCCAGUGGGUCUCUUCCCGCAGGACGCGACCAACUACGAGUUCAACGAGGAGACGAAGAAGCUGACGGUGUACAUCUCGUCGGCCUGCGAGGUCGGCUACAAGGACUCCUCCGUGCUCCGCUUCUCCACCACCGUGACGGGCUACCUGGAGAAGGGGAAGCUGUCGGAGGUCGAGGGCCUCAAGACCAAGAUCCUCAUCUGGACCAAGGUGAUGGCCGUCAGGACCGAGGCCACCAAGGUGCACUUCGCCGCCGGCAUGAACAAGGCCAGGAAUCGCGACGCCUACGAGGUCGUCAGGGAUGGCGUCGGCAUAGACAAGUUCUAGAUUGAUUUGGGUUAGAUUUGCUUGGUUUGUGUGGAGAUGCUGACUGUGUGAGUUGAGUGUGUGUGUGUGAGUGAAGAUUGUUGUGUAAUCAGCAGCGCUUGCUCCUCUCCUGCGGUUUCCAAUUGUACAGGAGUGCUGCUGUGCUGGGCUGUUCGUUGUGUUUUUUAUCGAUCAGGUGUAUUUCUUUGUUUAUUGUGUAAAGGAAACAUAUCUGCAAAUUAAGCAAACCCUUGUAGGGCAGCUAUGUUGGAUUGAAAGGCGAUUUGAAAUUGAUAGGAAAAA
This is a messenger RNA of Oryza sativa Japonica Group (Japanese rice), 950 nucleotides long. RefSeq lists its product as uncharacterized. The record is from RefSeq and is a predicted model, not a curated record. Lineage: Eukaryota; Viridiplantae; Streptophyta; Magnoliopsida; Poales; Poaceae.